Molecule: messenger RNA, 4136 nt
Organism: Vicugna pacos (alpaca)
Lineage: Eukaryota; Metazoa; Chordata; Mammalia; Artiodactyla; Camelidae
Source: RefSeq, a predicted model, not a curated record
GUCCUCUCCUGCUACUGUGCUCCGCGCCUCCUUGACCUUCCUUCCUUCCUUCUUCCUUCUCUGCCCCUGUUUGCUCCAGCCCCACCCUUCACCUGCUGUGACGGGAACCGUCCACACCCACAUAUGGGCCAAAGAUGUCACUGAUGAGGAUUGUGCUUACGCUGCGAGUCUGAUUAGACCUCUGAGGUGGAAAGUCAGAAGAUUCCAAAAGUGUUGUCCUUCCUCGACUGGUGGUCUGUAGCCAGAUAAUUGCUAUUCACCCUGAGAGCAGUCUCUAAGGGCUCCAUGUCUCUUUGAUCAAGCCCUAAGGACAUACGUUUUCAUUUUCUCAAAGAAAAAGCAAAAAAUUGUAGCCAAUGGUAUUUACCAUUAUGGAGACCAAGAACUGUAACAACCCUCAGCAAAGACCCAUACCCUCUGGGAGGGCUUCAGAGGAAGACAAUCAUUUGUUGAUUAAAGCUGUUCAAAAGGAAGACAUUGAGCUGGUCCAGCAGUUGCUGGAAAGAGGGGCUGAUGUCAAUUUCCAGGAAGAGAAAGGGAGCUGGUCUCCUCUGCAUAAUGCAGUGCAAAUGCACAGCGAGGACAUUGUGGAUCUUCUGCUCAGUCACAAUGCUGACCCUUGUUUGAGGAAGAGGAAUGGGGCCACUCCCUUUAUCAUCGCUGGGAUCGUGGGAAAUGUGAAGCUGCUCGAACUUUUCCUUUCUAAGGGGGCAGACAUCAACGAGUGUGACGUUAACGGCUUCACGGCUUUCAUGGAAGCCGCUGUGUACGGUAAGGUCGAAGCCUUAAGAUUCCUGUAUGAGAAUGGAGCAGAGGUGAAUUUGCAUCGAAAGACAAAGGAGGAUCAUCGGAGGAUUCGGAAAGGAGGGGCCACUGCUCUGAUGGAUGCUGCUGAGAAAGGGCACGUAGAAGUCGUGGACAUCCUCCUCCAUGAGAUGGGGGCAGAGGCCGAUGCCCGCGACAACAUGGGCAGAAAUGCUUUGAUCUAUGCCUUUCGGAGCCCUGACAAUGGGAAUGUGAGGGCCAUCACUCGCCUUCUGCUGGACCGUGGGGCUGAUGUCAAUGUGAGGGGAGAAGGAAGGAAGACGCCCCUGAUCCUGGCAGUGGAAAGGAAGAACCUGGAUUUGGUGCAGAUGUUUCUGGAACAAGGACACAUAGAGAUGAAUGACACAGACGACAAGGGCAGGACGGCAUUGCGGGUGGCUGUCGAGCACAGUCUGAAGGAAAUCGUCCGGUUGCUAUGCGAACGAGGAGCCAGCACAAAUUGUGGGGACCUGGUUGCCAUAGCAAAGGCUAAUUAUGACACUAGCCUCGCAAAGCUUCUUCAACUUCAUGGAGCCACCGAAGAUGCUCACCCUCCCGCUGAAGACUGGGAGCCUCAGAGCUCACGCUGGGGAAAGGCCCUGAAACAGCUCCGCGGGAUGCGCCGUCCUAUGAUCGGCAAACUCAAGAUCUUUAUUGAUGACGAGUAUAAACUUGCUGACACUGCUGAAGGGGGCGUCUACCUGGGGUUCUAUGAAGACCAAGAGGUAGCCGUGAAGCGAUUCUAUGAAGGCAGCGCACGUGGACAAAAUGAAGUCUCCUGUUUGCAGAGCAGCCGAGCCAACAGUGACGUGGUGACAUUCUACGGCAGUGAGAGCCACGGGGGCUGUCUGUAUGUGUGCCUUGCCCUCUGUGAGCAGACUCUGGAGAAGCACUUGGACAACCAUGGAGGGGAGGCUGUGGGAGACAAAGAAGAUGAGUUUUCUCGAAACAUCCUCUCGUCUAUGUUUAAGGCUGUUCAAGAACUACACUGGGCUGGAUACACUCACCAGGAUUUGCAGCCACAAAAUAUCUUAAUGGAUGCCAAGAAUGGUGCUUGCCUGGCAGAUUUUGAUAAAAGCAUCAAGUGGGCUGGAGAUCCACAGGCAAUCAAGAGAGAUUUAGAGGCGCUCGGGCUGCUGGUCCUGUAUGUGGUGAAUAAGGGGAGCAUUCCUUUUGGGAGACUGAAGGAUCAAGGUAAUCAGGAUACAGAGGAACUGAUCCAGUUCUCUCCAGAUGAGGAAACUCGGGACCUCAUUCGUUGCCUGUUCUGCCCUGGUGACAGUGUGAAGGACCAUCUGAGUGGCCUGCUGGGCCACCCCUUCUUUUGGAGUUGGGAGAGCCGCUACAGGACCCUUAGGGACGUGGGAAAUGAAUCUGACAUCAAAACCCGAAAUCCUAAUGGUGAGAUCCUCCAGCUACUACAGCCUGGAGCAUCCGAAACUUCCACAAGUUUUGCCCAGUGGACGACUAAGAUCAACAAGUCUGUUAUGAAAAAAAUGGAUGCAUUUUAUAAAAAAGGAAACAAUCCCUAUCAGGACACUGUGGGUGAUCUGCUGAAGUUCAUCCGGAAUUUAGGAGAACACAUUAAUGAAAAAAAAAAUAAACAGAUGAAGUCAACAAUUGGAGAACCUUCCCAGUAUUUUCAGGAGAAAUUUCCCGAUCUGGUCAUGUAUGUCUAUACGAAACUACGGAACACAGACUACAGCAAGCAUUUUCCAAAAACUCACCAUCCAAACAAGCCUGGGUGUGAUGGAGGUGGUGGUGAUCAGCAGGCUGGCCAGCCCUAGUGCCCUUCUGAGUUGUUCAAGGAGCUUAUUAGCUGUGUAAUCCUGGGCGAGUCACAGCUCUCUGGGCCUCUUAACUAACCUGGUUGCUUGUGAGAGAUGAGUUGCACGGCUGUGUCAGUUCCUGGUGCAGUGUCCAGCAUCCCCCACAUGUUUACAACCAAAAAAUUAUACACCCAAACUUCUCUAGUCCUUUUUACCCGCAAAGCUUAGUGGCAGGAGCUGGGAAGGCAUCCUGCUAAGAUUCCUCUUGUCAAUUGCUCGAAAGGAGUGAGUUCCUAGGCCGUUAAUGCUGUAUGUUUUACAUCAAUUACCUCAUGUAAUUCUUCCAACAAACUUUCAAGAUAGGAGUAACAUCCCCAUUUAGGAACUGAAGAGCCAGAGAGGCUCAGAGGGUUUAAACCACUUGCCUCAGAUUACACAGAGGGCCGUAUAAAUGGAUAUGGUGUUACUCUUCCCUCUCACUCGAGCACCUUAGUGCUUAAUUACUGGCUCAGCUCUUCUGGAUGAGACCCAGAAGGAAUAUGUCAGGGCAGCUCUGGGUGGCUCAUGCAUUCGUUCAUUCACUCCAUUUAUCCAUUCAGCAUUUUUUGAGCACUGGUUAGUGUAAGUCUGUGAAUUCUAUUCCUUCUGGAAUCACCUGUGCUGGUUUUCUAUGACGUUAAGGCAGUAUUUCUCAACUGUGGGCAAUCUUGCCACUCAGGGGCCAUUUGGCAGUGUCUGGAGAUACUUGGGGCUGUCAGAGCUGCGGGGAAGGGGUGUUACUGGUCUGAUAGAGGUCAGAGACGCUGCUGAACAUUCUACGCUAUGCACAGGAGCCCCUGCCCUCCUGCAAUACAGAAUUAUCUUGCCUAAAAUAUCAGUGGCACUGAGGUUGAAAAACUCUGCUUUAAGGGGCUGUGACGCCUUUCAACUGGCUGGGGGCCCAGGACCGUGAAGUGUGUCGAGGAGUGAUUUGAAUUUAAUGUCUUGCUUUUGGCUCUGUAGUGAGACAGUUCCAGGGUCACCUCCUCAGGAAGUCCUCCUCCUUUUCAGAAAGAGCCCAAAAUACUGGAGUUUUUUUUUUUUCCCCAAUGCCUUCCCUCCUCACACCCCAGUCUGAGUGUCCUCUCUGGCUCUCUUGCACCUGUCAACACACCACAGCGUGCUUCUCUCCACCUUGAGCAUGACUCUUCUCCACUGGAAUCUAAGCUCCUUAGGGUCAAUGGUCUACAGAUUUUUGAUUUGUAUUGUUAGUGCAUAGCAAAAUGUCUGCUGCACGGUAAGAAUCAACGUUUAUCAAGAAAUGAAUGAACCAUCUUCAUACAUGAGUAAUAACGCACGCUUACAUUUUGAUGGUGCUUUAUAAUUUAUAAAUUACACCUGCCUAUUUUUCUCUCUUUUAGUUUUCAAAACAAUCCCAUAAGUGUUGCAAUCCUCAUUUUGCACAUGAGGAAACUAAGGUUAGAGACGUGGUGAUUUACUCUAAGGCAGAGCUGGGAAGUGUCACUGUCUUGACUUGAAAAGCUUUUCUGACAUGAAGCCUGAGGUCUUUCCACUUACCCUCGC